AUGAAGCGGCAGGCCGGGAGGGAGCCGAGCCCGUCCAGGGCCGCCGCCAAGCGGGUCCGGGACCGGGAGCGGGAGAGCGCGCGGAGAGACGAGCUGCCGCCGCCGCCGCUGGCUCUGCUGCUGGCGGAGAGCCGGACGCCGGAAGCCUGCUCGGCCGCCCCGCCGCUCCGGACCACGGCGGCGGCGGCGACGGCGGCGGCGGCGGAGCUUCCCGCCGCCAGGCCGGGCACCCUGGAGUACAAGACGCUGCUCAUCAGCAACCUGGGCUCGCAGGUGUCGGACGAGGACGUGGAGGACGCGCUGUUCCACGAGUUCAAGAAGUUCGGGGACGUCAGCGUCAAGCUGUCGCACACGCCGGAGCUGGGCCGGAUCGCCUACGUGAACUUUCGGCACCCGGAGGACGCCAAGGAGGCCCGGCACGCCAAGUCGUCCCGGUUGGUUCUGGGUGAGCGACAGCUGAAGAUCGAGCCCAUGUACGUGAGGAGGCGGAGCGUGACGCCGCCGGACGUCGGGUACCUGCCCCUGCACGCCCCGUACCCCUACCGGCAGCGGUCCCUGUCCCCGCCGGGACCCGGCGUGAGCAACAUCAGGGACCUCCGGGCCAGACACUACGCCCUGGAGACGCUGGGUCUCAGCAGGGAGAGGGAGAGGCUGCUGGACUACUACGGCAUGCUGGAUGAGCGGGGCCGGCCCUACGGCUUCCCCCCGAUGCCCGUGGUGGAGGACCUGAAGCCGGAGGACGACCAGAGGGCGACCAGCAACCUCUUCAUCGGGAACCUGGACGGUAACGUGACAGAAGCGGAGCUGAGGAGGGGCUUCGACAAGUACGGCAUCAUCGAGGACGUGGUGAUCAAACGCCCGGCCCGCGGACAGGGUGGGGCGUACGCCUUCGUGAAGUUUCAGAACCUGGACAUGGCCCACCGGGCCAAGGUGGCCAUGCAGGGGCGGCUGAUCGGCGGCAACCCGAUAAAGAUCGGCUACGGCAAGGCUAACCCCACCACGCGGCUCUGGGUUGGUGGUCUCGGGCCGGGGAACUCCCUCGCCGCCCUGGCCCGGGAGUUCGACCGCUUUGGGAGUAUCAGGAACAUCGACUACGUGAAGGGGGACAGCUUCGCUUACAUCCAGUACGAGAGUUUGGACGCCGCCCAGGCCGCCUGCACCCAGAUGAGGGGCUUCCCUCUGGGGGGCCCCGAGCGCCGCCUGAGGGUGGACUUCGCCAAGGUGGAGGAGAGCCCCUCACGGCCGUUUCCUCCCGGGUACCAGCCCCCCGUCGCACCCCCGUCACACUACGACCUCCUCGGGGAGACCUACAGCCGCCAUCGCAGCCUGGAGCGAGAGCUGAGGGGAGCCAGGGAGCGCUCCUCGCCGCCCUCCCACAGCCUCCUGUCCCAGAGGGAGAGAGACCGGGCCCUGCUGGAGAGAGACUACACCACCAGCCCCACCCGCAGCCUGGAGAGGAGGGUGGGAGGGGUGGAAGCGUUUGGGAGGAGAGGAGCGAGGAGCCGCAGCAGGAGCAGGGAGCGCUGGCUGAAGGAGAGGGAGGAGAGGAGGAACAGGAGGAGGAGCAGGAGUCCGUCCACCGACAGGCUGACGGAGGAGAGGGAGAAGGAGAGGGAGAAGGAGAGGGGGCGGUCGAGGGUUCGAGGUGUGGGCGGAGCGGUCUCUCCCGAUGCGAGCCCGGACCGCGCACGGGUUCGAGCUCCCGACUCCACCACGGAGCCAAGAGACCACUCCCCCGACAGCGGCGUCGCAGGCCGACACCCCAGCACCAACGAAGAAGACCCGCCGCUCAGCCGCCAUCACAGCAAGAGGUCGUCCAUCGAGCACGUCAACAACCACCACCAUCGAAACAGCGAGGUCGCCGCCGCCGGCUCUCCCGCCGCCCACACGGACACGCACACCUCGUCCUCGCCCGGCACGCUGUCGGAGUUCGCCCAGGCGUCGCUCUCGAAAACGUGGCACGGCUUCUUCGCCCUGAAGAACAGCAGCUUCCCCACAGACCUGUACAUGCUGGAGGGCGGCGCCGCCUUCUUCAACACGGUGAUGAAGGACAGCCUGAAGCUGCAGAGCCAGAACCAGCCCAGCCAGCUGAAGAUCGCCCAGAGGCUCCGCAUGGACCAGACCCGGCUCGACGAGGUGUCGCGCCGCAUUAAACUCGGGCGGCCCGACGGCUUCGCUAUCCUGCUGGCUAUCCAGGGCCCCGUCGACCGCCAGGCCCCCGCCCCUGAGCCCGGACUGCAGGUGCGCUUGCUUCGACACCUGGUCACCUACCUGAGGAACAAGGAAGCAGCCGGCGUGGUGAGCCUUCCCGCCGCUAAAGAGGGCGGUCCUGGGGCGAUGCUGUACGCCUUCCCUCCGGGAGAGUUCUCACAACAGUACUUACAGGCUGCCAAAAGGACUGUGGGUAACCUUGACGAGGAGCACAUGGUGAUUGUGAUCGUCAAUGACACUAACUGAUUAUUACACUGAAGAGGACGGACGGCGUGCACGGACACGGAGCGAGCGGAGCGGAAACUACAAAUACUUCCAUGUUUUUAAAAAAAGGCAUUUUAUUGUUUUCUGAAACCCAAACGUACACUACAUCCCUCUGACUGUCUCUGACGCUCAGCUGGUUGUUUCUGAAACACUUUGAAAGAUCCAGUGUGUCGGAUUUAUGCGGCUCCGCUUCCAGAACCAGAACUCUGUUUUCAUUAAAGUGUCUUCAUGUUUUUGUUAGAACGAGACUUUUAUAUGGACGGACGUGUUUCCGCUCCACAAACUAAACACUAGCUCUAGAUGGAGUGACACGAGGACGUCACCGCCGGACGCCGCUGAAUCCUCCACACCGGACCUUGUUCCUUUAUUUUUUUAUUUUGGAGGGAGGAUGUAAACGCCUGCCGCACACAGGCAGCACUGUUGCUUUUGUACUCUUUAAGCUGUAACAUACGACACUAAAUCCGAGGGGUUCGUUUAAACUCGCUCGUUUACUUUAAUUGUUUCCUUUUAUCGCAGAUUUACCAAGUUGUUCUGUUGUGUCCACCGUACGUGGACCGGGAGGUUUUAUACCAAGUGAUUGUACUGUAAACUGAAAGGGGCAGUUUGUCUUCGCAGACUGUUGUUGACGUGUUUUUAAUAUUUUUGUUUGUUUUUGGUUAAAAACACCAGCCGCCACAGCCAAUAGAGACAAAGUGAAUUUCCUGACUCGUCCCUGUGACUGUAUGUUUUAUAUAGCUAGUGUUUUAUCAACUGAACCAUUCCAGUUUCUUCUUUUACGGAAGACGAUCAGAGCCCAAAAAAAAACCAACA
Larimichthys crocea (large yellow croaker) is the source of this 3285-nucleotide messenger RNA. RefSeq names its product RNA binding motif protein 15B (gene rbm15b). Lineage: Eukaryota; Metazoa; Chordata; Actinopteri; Sciaenidae. The coding region runs from base 1 to 2457 and encodes 818 amino acids. The transcript has 2 exons. The record is from RefSeq and is a predicted model, not a curated record. Gene Ontology annotation, molecular function: RNA binding.